Guillardia theta CCMP2712 is the source of this 738-nucleotide messenger RNA. RefSeq lists its product as hypothetical. The coding region runs from base 1 to 738 and encodes 245 amino acids. NCBI's taxonomy places the organism in Eukaryota, Cryptophyceae, Pyrenomonadales, Geminigeraceae. The transcript has a single exon. The record is from RefSeq and is a predicted model, not a curated record.
AUGGAUAUCAACAUGGACAUUGACAUGCAUUUGAGAAAAAGCGAAGUCAACAUGCCACAGCAACCUGUCGUCAUUGAUGUCAAAAGUAGCCAGAUCGAAAACGCCUCGUAUAAACCCGCCGUUGCAGCAGACAUUGGCGACAGGGCGAUUCAACUGAGCAAUGCAGAGUUGGCUAAGGAAACAUCGCAAUUGGAACCGAACGAAGCAAGCAAGAGGCCCAGACGGAUCGCCCCUCGCAAGAGAUUGCCCAAGCCCGGAAGCUACCCAGAUGACUUCUCGCCCUUCAGGAUGACAUCCGGUGACGGCAUGGUCGUCAGCCUCUCUUACCUAGAGAUCAAACGCGACCUGCAGACCAUCAACGAGCAGUGUCGCGACAUGUUCCAGUCCGUCUACUACGCUGAGGUGGGUUGCGAGGACAUGGAGCAGAGCAGCAAGGGCUCGAAGCCCUGUGCGCUAUCGCCAGUGCGAGUACAAUCAAUCAUCGCUGCAAGAAGAAGCAGAGGGCCGUGCAUGAAGCAGCCGACCUCUAGAGCGGAGGAGACACGGAUGAUCAUGGCAGCGGUCAGGGCUUCGUUGCAGGAGAUCAGAAGCAGGCAGCAGGAGGACAAUAUAAGUGAUGAAGAGAAGAGUGCUAUCAUGCAUAUGAGGGCGAGCAAGCGACCGAAAGUAGAAGACAAAUUCCCCGGCAACAAAGUUGCUAGUCAAUGGAUGGAUACUUGCAGCUCGAUCGUGAUUUAA